Symbiodinium sp. CCMP2456 is the source of this 1113-nucleotide messenger RNA. The record is from the annotation of a GenBank genome assembly. NCBI's taxonomy places the organism in Eukaryota, Dinophyceae, Suessiales, Symbiodiniaceae.
AUGGAGCUCCAACCUUUCGGCACAGAGCCGCGCCGUUUCCGACUGCCUCUCGUCAUAAUGAAGUGUCCACUGGUCUGGUGGUGGCUGUCCUUGUUGGCAUGCCGCUGCCUGGCUUACAAGAUGGACUCUUACCGCAAGGUGGCAGCGCAGUCCGAUUCGCUGCAGGCAGAGCUUGCCACCUUGCGGGAGGCUGUCAGAGAAGAGAUUAAGCAGACUUUGACCUCGGAAGUGGCUGCUCAACUGCGCCCGCAGCAAGUUCGCCCGGCUUUCUCAGAGCCAGCGCCGCAGAACAGUCAACGAUUAACGCAGCUGCUGAAGACGGUGUCUGCUAACUUGAGCAGCGCGGAGGGCCAUCUAGCAUCGCGGUGCAGCAAGAAGGUGACCGCCCGCGUUGCUCGGAAGCAUCCUUUCGCUUCUUGCUGGCAAGACCUAGGAGCACCGCCUGAACGUGGUGAAAGCAUCUCCGUCAACAGCGAUCGCCACGAGCUCGCCGAGAUUUUUUGCAUCGACACCAUAUCUGAAAGUGGACCCGUACAGAUGCGCAAAACGAGCAACUUAACCAUGAACUGCAAGCUCUUGAGCGCGGUGCAAAUUGGACGUCUCGCGCCAUGUCGCCCGCAGCUGCCGGUGACUUUCCUCUUGAUGGCCCAGGGGCAAGGGUCGGAGAAGCUGACGGAGCAAGCCUACCGCGAGCAAAUGUCAAGCUGUGGUGGUGCGCUGAGGCGGAGUGGAAGGCCGCCAACUCAUCCUGCGCCACAUCUGAGUACCUGGCAGGAGUUCGGGACGCUUCGGCUUCGGCUUUGGCCUGGUCCAGGGAGACAAGCAUGGUGUGCCGCUCGAAGGUGGAUAUCUGGAACCUGGACAAGACAGUGCUCAACGGCAUUCGGCCAAGCAGCGAGGCGUCUAGAAGGCUGCCAGUCCUCACUGGCCUCGCAGACCGUGAGGCAGGCACAGGCGGCUGUGAAAGGCCUCUACUUCCUUGUGUUCCGAAUGCGUGCUGCCGGGCUGGGCAAGCCGGAUCAGACCACCAUCCUCGAAGCUAUUCAGCGCCUCAAAGAGUCAUAUGGGCGUGCCAUGCAAGGUUGUGAGGGCACCCCAUUUACCGCCGUCUGA